Molecule: messenger RNA, 3341 nt
Organism: Acipenser ruthenus (sterlet)
Lineage: Eukaryota; Metazoa; Chordata; Actinopteri; Acipenseriformes; Acipenseridae
Product: amine sulfotransferase-like
Exons: 7
Coding region: 144-1034 (296 amino acids)
Biological process (GO): sulfation
Cellular component (GO): cytoplasm
Molecular function (GO): sulfotransferase activity
Source: RefSeq, a predicted model, not a curated record
AACAAAAAGGCCCGCUGUUCUGACAAUCUGAGCUACCGCCACAAAAUUCGCAUGCACCGUGAUAUUUUUUUUUGACUUCCUCCCUCUCCGAUACAGGCCCAUAAAUCCGAGCUACCAUUUUCGUCCCCUCCUUCGUCCCGGCCAUGGCAGACACCGCAGCCCAGUCUCUGGACGAGUAUACAUUUGAAUACAAGGGAUUUAACUUCCCAAAGGAUGAAAUCACACCAGAGUGCAUCGACUCUCUGGAGGACUUUGAGAUCAGAGACAGCGACGUUUUCAUCGUAACGUAUCCAAAGUCUGGUACAGUCUGGACACAGCAGAUUCUGACCCUGAUCUAUGCAGAAGAAGAUGCAGCUGAAUUCAAAACAACUUACGAACGAGCCCCAUGGCUGGAAUUCCAAGAGAAGGGGCAGGAUUACAAUGCAAGACCCUCCCCUCGCCUCUUUGCAUCUCACCUGCCCUAUUAUCUGGUGCCAAAGGCCUUGAGAAACAAAAAAGCAAAAGUGAUUUAUAUCGUAAGAAACCCGAAAGACGCCAUGGUGUCGUACUUUCAUUUCCAUAAUAUUAUGGUGAAGAUGGAAAAGACAAAAGAUUUCAGUAGCUUUAUGGAUAAAUAUGUAAAUGGCAAAGUGAUGUGCAGCUCUUGGUUUGACCACAUCAGGGGCUGGUACAGUCAUAGGGACCAGUUUGAGAUGCUCUUCAUGACCUAUGAGGAAAUGAUCAAGGAUCUCCGGGCUGCUGUGCUGAAGAUCUGUACCUUCCUUGGAAAGCGUCUGGAGGACUCAGCCGUUGACAAGAUUGUGAAACAAGCAACCUUCAAGAACAUGAAGAACGACCCCAGAGCAAACUAUGAGUUCCUGCCCGAGGACGUCAUGCACAAGGACCGGGGCAGAUUCCUACGGAAAGGUACUAUCGGAGACUGGAAGAACACUUUCACGGUGGCCCAGAGCGAGUUCUUCGACAAAGUGUUCCAGCAGAAAAUGAAGGACCUUCCUCUGAAGUUCAUCUGGGAUAUUAAUGAAGACGCGGCCUGAGCGAGGGGAUACAUUCUCAAAGAGUUUACUACCAGUCUGGAAUAGACCUGCACCGGGAACCUUUAAAAAAUACUAGAGUCUGUGCUUUUAAAGGAGUUCCCCCCAGUAGGGUGUGCUGACAAGAGAUUGAUGGGGCGAAUGGCCUUUUCUCGUUCCCAAAUUAGUUUCAGAGGGGACAGAAAUUUUGAAAAAUUCAGCUUUUAGAAGCGGUGGAUAAAAAGAUCAAUAGUUAUUAAGUCUAUGAAACAGCAAUAUAGAUUGAUAGAGAACACACAUAAUACGAUGUUAAUCAUGUAAUACAUUAGAUAUUCAGUAUCUAUGAACAGAAAUUCUAUUUCAGUUAUGCAUAGUAUCUUCAGUAGUAAAGCCACAAUCAUCACAGACUUGAGUAAACUCUAUGGAAUUGUGUCCCACAGACUAAUAGGGUUUUAGUAUAUAACAAAAGCUAACCUUUCAACUCAUGUUUAAAUCUUUAAAAACAAUAUAAAAGUAUUACGUUUUUUUUUUGUUGUUGUUUUUUAACGCUGCUUGUAAAACAUUUGAAUCUCUAAAAGCAGGUCGUCAGUACAAGUUAUGAAGCUCGUUCCUCUGCAGGUGUUUCAGUGUAAUGACACUGAUGGAGCUUUGCAAUACAGGAUUCCUGAGACACAGCAUUUUUAAUUCUUUCAAUCUGGGUUUAGUACAAUAGCUUGUACACCCUGAAAAGAUCGUGCUGUUCUAAUCUCAAACUGUGCUUGUACGAGCUCACCUGCAACAAACAUCUUCUCCACAAGAGGGCACUCUUGUGCACUCUACUGGUCCAAACAAUUAUUAUUCUAGUGCAACAUACAAUAAAACGUUCUAAACACAAACGGAUAACUAUAGGCCUUGCAUGUGCACACAGUAUACUUAUUUUAUAAGUUAAUAUGUACAGCUGAUCCUGUCUCUUAUGGAAUGGGUUUUCAACCAGGGGUACCCCGCCUGUACCAAUGGGGUACUCUUAAGGGUCAUAGGAGGUACACAGGACGACAGAAAUGCAUGAUCUUAAAUAAUGACCUUAACCUUUUGACCUGUUAAUUGUGUACUAAGUAGGCUACAGUAAAAAAGAAAAUGUGCUAAUAUCAUUUAGUUUUAAUUAAAAAUAAUAUUUUACUAUUUUCACUUUUGUUUAAAUAUUCAAUUAGGACCAAACAUUUUACUGUCGUUUAAAUACAGAAAUACAUUUAAGAGACUCGCACACACUGGUGUGUUUUGUUUUAAAGCCCUGUUAUUUUAAUGAUUUAAAUGAUGGUGGUAUUUAGGUUCGCCAUCAUUAGGAUCAAUUGACUUCAAAAUGCAUUGAAUUAUUUCCUUUAUAUAAAUCAAUGUAGUUAAACGUAUAAAAUAAAUGAGGAACAUAUGUGAUUUUCCUAUAAACUUUUAAUUAACCAAUUAAUUGUAUUUCUAAGAAUGUGAACAAUAAAUAUGAAGUAUAUUAAAGGUUUUUUCAUUGGCCAAACUGUAAUUGUUGUCACUAUAUAGUACACAGAUAUUUAAAGCUUCUUACCAACUCAAGUAAAGACAAACUCCUCUAUUCUUCUUGAAAAUCGUCAGGCCUAAAACAAAGAUUCUAAAUAAAUGCUCACUAUUUGUAAAUAUUUUUCAAUAAUUUGCCGUUUCACUGUUGUAAUUUCUUGAGUGUGCGCAUGCUGUUUGAUUGGUGCAGUAGCUGAGGGCAGUGAAGGAAUCCUCUUAAACAGCACAGGAAUGACAAGAGAGCGAGAGCAGUGAAAAGGUCAAGACAGGCAGCACUGUGGAAACUUGAGCGUCUCACUCACAAUAACAACAAAAGCUUAAAGUGUGCCAUGGAUCAAUACGAACAAAGAGCAAGUAGAGUUAUUAAGUAAGGAAGUAUUUCAACUGCAAAUUAUCCAAAUCUAAGGGCCAUAUUCACAAAACAUGUUCCACUGCGUGUUGUGCACCUGCAAGCGCUAAUGUUACAGAACUGUCAAGAAACAAAUAAGAUGUGGUGACACUUUCUAAUUACUGUGUAUUUACAAAGUACUGCAUUUACACAGUAAAUACAGGUGCACUUACACAUCAUUACAUAACUUCAGAGAUUUGUUUUUAAGGAGAAUGCUUUAUGAAUACGAGUUAUUUGACAGCAAAUGAAAGUCAUUUUCAUUCUCUGUUAUCUGUCUAAUUGAAACUCCUUUCUCUGAUAUCUGUCCAAUGAGUUUCGGAGUGUGCAUUAUUAAUUAUAAGUGGGGGGUUUGAUUUUAGGGCUUUAUUCAAGAAAGGCUAAGUGCAACCCACCCAGUUUCCAUCUGAAAAAGGGGUAUAUUUGUA